UACCUCUUUCUGUCUCGCCUUGAUAGCAUUAUGCCGAACACAACCCUCGCAGCCAUCGGCCUCUUCGGCUCGGCCACGGCCUCUUCCUAUGUUCUCUUCUCUAACCUAGGCAUGUCGCAGUACGGUCUCGUCCCUUUCAUUCGAGGCAAGGUGGCAGACGUCCGCCUCUCCGCAGCGGACAAGCUGCGUACGUGGGUGGGAUACUACAACGGGGGCAAGUUCUGGUCGAUUACUGGCGCGGUGGUCAACGCGCUCUGCGGCACCCUCGUGGCCCUCACCCAUCCGGCGAUUGAGAUCCAGCGUCUCGGUUUGGGCUCCGCCGUUCUCGGACUGGCUAUCGUGCCGUAUACCCUCUUGGGCAUCAAGCCGACGAACGACAAGAUCUUCGCGCUCGAGGCCAAGGCUCGGCGCGGCGAGAAUGUUGAUGACAAGAAGGUCGAUGGGUUGGUCGAGGAGUGGGUGUCGCUACACAACGUUCGAUACGUCGCCUACGUCUCCUCGUGGCUCCUGUCGGCCGCAGCGCUCGCCAUGAACGGCAAUGUCCUUAUCGAGGUGCUGGAUGUCGUGUAUCGCGCGCCGCCGGUGUACUACAGCUCUGGCCCUGUGUAAAAUUGCGUAGACGUAGCAGUUAGCUUGUAAGAUGUGACGCGCGUCCAAUGUCGUGGC
Cutaneotrichosporon oleaginosum is the source of this 666-nucleotide messenger RNA. RefSeq lists its product as uncharacterized. The record is from RefSeq and is a predicted model, not a curated record. Lineage: Eukaryota; Fungi; Basidiomycota; Tremellomycetes; Trichosporonales; Trichosporonaceae.